UUUUUUUUAGACCUUUUAUCAGCAAAAGCAAAGCAAAGCAGAGCUCCGGAUUUGCAGGAAGCAGCAUAGUAAAGGGUACGAUCUGCAGUGACAGUUCCUUCACUUCACCUUUUAUGGUAUGAUCCAUUACAAAGCACACUGCAGUUUGAUACCAACAGCAUGAGCAUGUCCCAUCACACUCUACAAAGUAUGGCCCUAUGCUUUGGACACUUGCAAUCUUUUGUUUUGGACUGCACUUGUUCGACAAAAAUGGCCAUAGAAUAGAACAACUGAUCACCAACACCUACAUCUCCAUCUCCUCCUACUCUGUCUCCCUCCCUCUCUCUCUUUCCUUUCCCUUCAUGGAAAAGCUCGUCCACCAGCACCAGCAGCAGCAGCAACUCUCCUUGGAUAAGUGUUCCAGGCAGCGAUACAAUGAAUGGAUUUUCCGGGAUGUCCCAAGUGAUAUCACAAUAGAAGUGAGUGGAGGGACAUUCGCAUUACAUAAGUUCCCACUUGUGUCUCGCAGUGGACGAAUCCGAAAGUUGGUUGCAGAACAUAGGGAUGCUGAUAUCUCAAGGGUGGAGCUUCUUAAUCUACCAGGAGGAGCAGAGUCAUUUGAGUUGGCUGCAAAAUUCUGUUAUGGCAUUAACUUUGAAAUUACAUCAGCAAACGUUGCUCAGCUGUGUUGUGUUUCUGAUUACCUUGAAAUGACAGAAGAGUUCUCAAAAGACAAUCUUGGUUCUCGUGCUGAAGAAUAUCUAGAGAGUGUUGUUUGCAAGAACCUUGAAAUGUGUGUUGAAGUAUUGCAACAAUGUGAGAAUCUACUUCCUCUUGCUGAUGAGCUGAAAAUAGUCAGCCGUUGCAUAGAUGCAAUAGCUUCAAAAGCUUGUGCUGAGCAAAUUGCCUCAAGCUUCUCACGCUUGGAGUAUAGCAGUUCAGGGAGACUUCACACCAACAAACAAGCCAAAUGUGAAGGGGACUGGUGGAUAGAAGAUCUCUCAGUUCUCAGGAUUGACCUGUACCAAAGAGUCAUGACAGCUAUGAAGUGUCGUGGGGUCCGGCCUGAGAGCAUUGGAGCAUCGCUUGUGAACUAUGCUCAGAAGGAACUGACAAAGAAAUCUAUUUUAUGGAAUCCAUCUAGCCAGGCAAAAGUCGAUCUGAUUUCAACAGAGAAUGAAAAACUUGUGGUUGAGACAAUUGUCAACCUUCUGCCAGUUGAGAAAUUUACAGUUCCAAUCAGUUUUCUCUUUGGUCUUUUGCGAAGUGCAGUGAUGCUUGAUUGCACAAUUGCUUGUAGACUUGAUCUAGAGAGACGAAUUGGUUCCCAGUUGGAUAUUGCAACUCUUGAUGAUCUUCUGAUUCCAUCCUUCAGACAUGCAGCUGAUACUUUAUUUGAUGCAGACACAGUUCAUAGGAUCUUGGUAAACUUCUCACAGCAAGAUGACAGUGAAGAUGAUAUGGAAGAUGCUUCUGUUUUUGAAACAGGGAGUCCUCAUUCACCAUCUCAAACUGCUUUGUUCAAGGUGGCAAAACUAGUGGACAAUUAUCUCGCUGAAAUUGCUCCUGAUGCAAACCUCAAGCUUUCCAAGUUCAUGGUCAUUGCAGAAACUUUACCAGAACAUGCAAGAACCAUACAUGAUGGAUUAUAUCGAGCAAUUGAUAUUUACCUUAAAGCUCAUCAGGGCUUACCAGAUUCUGACAGGAAGAAGCUCUGUAAACUGAUUGAUUUCCAAAAGCUAUCACAAGAAGCUGGUGCACAUGCUGCACAAAAUGAACGCCUGCCCCUCCAAGCUAUUGUUCAAGUGCUUUAUUUUGAGCAAAUAAGACUCAGAAAUGCAUUGUGCUGCUCUUAUGGUGAUGAAGACCACAAACCAAUGCACCAGUCAUGGAGGAUCAGCAGUGGUGCAUUAAGUGCAGCAAUGUCUCCGCGAGACAACUAUGCAUCACUUAGGCGAGAAAACCGAGAGUUGAAACUCGAGUUAGCUCGUUUACGGAUGAGAUUAAACGAUCUAGAGAAAGAACAUGUUUGUAUGAAGAGAGAUAUGCAAAGGUCUCAUUCUCGAAAAUUCAUGAGUUCUUUCUCAAAGAAAAUUGGUAAGCUGAACUUCUUUGGGCAGAGUUCUUCUAGGGGAUCAAGUUCUCCCUCAAGGUAUUCUCAGAGAACUGAUUCUAGAGUGAUAGAAAGAACAUGUGCCAGCACUGAUUAGGUAAUUCAAGUUACAUGGAUUCUUUUUCUGUAUUGGUUGAGUAACUGUGAGCCAUGCUCUUGUUAACCUAUUUACUAUUAUAAAUGUUACUGUUGGCAUCCUUGUAUAUGAUUUAUGAUGUUUUUCAUUAGCAAGAACAGAGGCUCAUGUUAGAAAGUGAUGCUCUUUGGAGAAUACUACACUGAUAUCAUUUGAAAUGCAGUAUUUCAAAACUUCCAAAUCUCACUACUGAGUUUUAUAAA
Manihot esculenta (cassava) is the source of this 2431-nucleotide messenger RNA. Its product is annotated as BTB/POZ domain-containing protein At5g48800. Bases 198 to 2189 code for a protein of 663 amino acids. Gene Ontology annotation, molecular function: protein binding. Lineage: Eukaryota; Viridiplantae; Streptophyta; Magnoliopsida; Malpighiales; Euphorbiaceae. The transcript has 4 exons. The record is from RefSeq and is a predicted model, not a curated record.